UCAGUCACCCCUUUCCCCACCGCGACCGCACGUCGAGCAUUCAGUAGACUCGGCCAUUUCUCUCGCGAAGCGUAGAUAUUCGCUCAGCCGCGCGACGUUUUUUUUUGCGACUGCACCGUGCGGGUACUCCCGGAAGUUUUGCAAAAUAACGCGACGCAAAAGGAUGAUACACUCCGGGCGCACCAGGCUCGAGAAAAAAAUAAGUCUGCAACAGUUAGGAGUGGGAGGAGGGGGCCAAGGGGUACUGGCGGUCGAGGAAUCGGAAAAGGGUGGCGGCGGUACCGGUGGACAAUGGUGGAAGCAGCAGCAUCCAUCCUAUCAUCACCAUUAUCACCAUCAUCAUCAUCAACAACACUAUCAUCAUCAGGGCGGUUAUUACACGUCGCAAUCGCAUACUCACAACCCUGUCACUACCAUGAAGCAAUCCUACAUGCAGCUAACAUGGGUGUUUCACGAUGACGAGGCGCAGAUUAACAAGAAACUGCCAAAAGAAUUGCUACUCAGAAUUUUUUCGUACCUCGAUGUCGUAUCGCUAUGCCGUUGUGCCCAAGUAAGCAAGGCCUGGAACGUGUUAGCGCUCGAUGGGUCCAAUUGGCAGAGGAUCGAUCUCUUCGACUUUCAACGAGACGUGGAGGGACCAGUAAUAGAAAAUAUCUCGAGGCGUUGCGGCGGAUUUCUCAGGCAGCUCUCGCUCAAAGGAUGUCAGAGCAUCGGCAACAACUCUAUGCGCACUCUAGCUCAAUCGUGUCCCAAUAUCGAGGAACUCAAUCUGAGCCAGUGCAAGAGGAUCUCGGAUGCGACAUGCGCGGCCCUCAGCAGUCAUUGCCCCAAACUUCAGCGACUGAAUUUGGACUCGUGUCCCGAGAUAACGGACAUGUCCCUAAAGGAUCUCGCGGCUGGCUGUCCGCUGCUCACUCACAUCAAUCUCUCGUGGUGCGAACUGCUCACCGACAACGGGGUCGACGCGCUCGCCAAGGGUUCCCGGGAACUCCGUAGCUUCCUGAGCAAGGGAUGCCGCCAGCUCACGGACAAGGCUGUAAUGUGUUUGGCGCGCAACUGUCCUAAUCUCGAGGCGAUCAAUCUACACGAAUGCAGGAAUAUAACGGAUGACGGAGUUAGAGAACUUAGCGAACGGUGUCCACGGCUGCAUUACGUUUGCCUGUCGAAUUGCCCCAAUUUAACGGACGCGACGUUGAUUAGCCUGGCACAACACUGUCCACUCCUCAAUGUACUCGAAUGCGUUGCGUGCACCCAUUUCACGGAUACGGGCUUUCAAGCCCUCGCGAGAAAUUGCAAAUUGCUCGAGAAGAUGGAUCUGGAAGAGUGCCUUUUAAUCACUGACGCCACCUUAACUCACUUGGCGAUGGGUUGUCCGAGAUUGGAGAAACUAAGUCUGUCACAUUGCGAGCUGAUCACCGACGAAGGCCUCCGACAAAUCGCACUAUCGCCGUGCGCGGCUGAGCACUUAGCCGUCUUGGAGCUGGAUAACUGCCCGAAUAUCUCGGACAACGGUCUGAAUCAUUUGAUGCAGGCCUGCCACAAUCUUGAACGUAUCGAACUUUACGACUGCCUACACAUUACCAGAGAGGGCAUACGUAAACUCAGAGCCCAUCUACCAAACUUAAAGGUGCACGCGUAUUUCGCACCACCGACUCCGCCACCCAGCGCGGGAGCCUCGCGACAACGAUACUGUCGGUGCUGCGUCAUUCUGUGAUUUUGCCUUCAACUCCUAACUCCGAAGUAAAAAUCGUCCGAUAUAUCCACGGGGAAUUAUAGUGGACCUUUAUCGGUGAUCGUCAGCUAUGGCGAUUAUGGGACCUCUCUCUUUCUCGUGGUUACCGGAGGAACGUUCUGGUUGCCUAUCACACAUUGAUAAGUGAGAACCGGGGACUCGUUAUCAAUUGCAAAUCGUUAAAUCGAUUCGAACUCCGAGAUGCAAUGAGUGAAGUACAUCACCAUCAUCAACACAACCACUGAUGCUACUACUGCAAUUACCACUAUGACCUCUGCUGCUGCUACUAUUACUAUUAAUACCGCUGUUACUAUACUUAUCAUUUCUAUUUGUAUUCCGUUAUCUCGAUAUAGUAUGUGCAUCGUUACUCGGUUAUAUUAUGUGCGGGAAGUUAGUUUACAAAGGAAAGAAAUUCUCAGGUUUUCUUUAGCAAUAUUAUCGUUUUUUUAUGAUCUUCAUUUAACGUGAAUUUGUCACGCGGAAAGGAAUGACACACAUACUUUUUGAGCUAUACGCUUAUACUAAGCGUACGUAUUUAAAAGCGUGUAGCAUAUUUUGAUUAGCGUUUGGACGCGUAUUUUCCUAGCGCUACGCGAGCAAGUUUAUCGAUUUACGUUGCUCGAUAAACACGAGAUACUUAUUUUAAGAUAUGUAAAUGCGUAAAUGUCUUAUAAAUAUCUUAAUGAGCACCCGCGCGCGCGCAUACAACCAAUGGGGUGAGGAAGAAAAGGCAAACGAUAGUUUUAGGGGCAAUGGAGUCAAGCAUAAUGCUUACAAUUGUAUCCAGAAAUCGAAUUUCAUAUACACAUACACAUCUUGAUGUGUAACUGUAGCAGUUUCUCAACGAACACUGCCUAUAAUGCUAUUGAUAAACGAGAGAAAAAAGAAAAAUAAAAAAAACAAAUACAAUAUAGUAAUCGCGAAUCGAAUCUCGUCGUAAUGAUAUUUAGGAUAUUAAUAUCGUUUAUCGUAUAACGUAGACGUACGCACAUAAAAUAUGUGCGGUGAAAAUGUUUCUUCUCGGUGUCUGUUUAAAAGUAUUAACAGAUCGCGUGUACGCGUAAUUAUUGAGCGACACCUACGAAUUUCUUUCCUUUUGUGAAAAAAGAAAAAAAACGCGUAUCGCGGAAUUUUUCGAAUUAAGGGCGCACAAUACAAUUUUAAUGGUGGAAAUUUUGACACAUUGUGAUUGUGGACACUUGCGAUAGAGUGAGAAGGAGAGAGAGAGAGAGAGAAAGACGCUCGAGUAUCGUCUUUCAAGUCUCGACUUCGAUUACCACUGCUGGCGUAGCUUAGCAGUGGUAUGCGAAAGAUGCAUUUUACAUCGAUUCGCGGGCAGACUGUAUUCCGUCCGCGAAUCGUACCUUUGAGUCCCGCGUAAAUGUAACUUCUCCUCGACAGCCCGGACAUCUAUUCUCUUUUGUUUUUAUUUUCUCUGUUUUAUUAUCUUUUUUUUUGUAACUUGUCAUGGACUAGGAGAGCACAGACUGACAAAAACGAAUCAAAGCGUUAAUGUGUUAAACCGAUUAACUUCGAGCUAGCGGCGAACAGCGCUGGCGCGUUUUUUACUUUUUAAGCCUAGGUUAUAUAAAAACGGAAUGGCGGCAGUAUCAUGAAGCCAGGGAGUAUCGCGAAGAAGAAGGUAAUUCGGCGAUCUUUAGCCAACUGGAUCUUGGAUACUCCGUGACUACAGUGACGAUGGUGAAGAACAAACAAACAAAAAACGUUUAAGCCAAGUGCUUGUAAAAUUCGAUCGUAAGAUCGGCGCAAAUCUUUCGAUCGGGCCAUGGUAUAUUGUUCGAUGAAGCAACCGACUUCUGCGGGACCUUUGCAGGCGCUAUCGAGAGAUGAGCAGUUUAUUACAAGACGCGAAAUAUUAAAUAUGGUUUCCCGAGGCUGCGGACAGAUCGCGGGAAAAUACAACCCCUAUAUAUACAAAUAUAUAUAUGGAUUUACUAUUUUCCAUUUAAUUGUACACGAGGAAAUUCUACACUGCGUAGUUUCUCCGAAGAUUGUCACGACGGAACGGAUUUGGGUUUCGGAAUCGACAAAAUUUAUUUUGAAUAUAAAAGAGACAACACACACACACACACGUACACACACACACACACACAUACAUACAUACACCAGCAUUGGCUAUAUUUUUAGAAGUGUACUCUUGCCAGAUUUUUACUCGAGAAGAUGCCGAGGACGCAUUUUGAACGCGUUAAUGGCCAGUCGAAGACCAAAACGCGAUAUUUUUAAGCGGUCCAGUUUCGAAGUGCAAUAUCCGUCGGACGCACCUCAACAUUCUCCUUCCUCUGUCUUUGAUUCAUGAAUCGUGAAUCGCGAAUGCGUUAUAUCCUGCUGGUAUAACGACACGGCGCGUGUUGUUAGAUGUGAGCAAAACAUUAAGAAGAGGGAAAAGGAACAAUGAAGUACCGAUUGUUAAUCCUUUGGUAGCACAUAAGGGACAUACCGCGUAUAUAUAUUGAAUAUAUAGCGUGUAACAGAAAUAACGGAUGCGGCAACCUAGAUAUAUAUAUAUAUAUAUAUAUAUAUAUAUAUAUAUAUAAAUAUAAAUAAAUAUAUAUAAAUAUAUAAACAACAGUAAAUAAAUAUAUAGAUAAGAUAUGUUUUAUACGCUGCAUGUGUCAUCCCUAGUGGAGUAACGUGAUCAUUAUAAACGUCUCGUUUGAAGUCAGGUUAAUAAUUAAUAAGCGAUGUACGAUUAUGCAUGACGUAACCGCAAUGAUGCAGGACACACACAUACACAUAUAUACAUAAACACACAUACACAUCACACGCUACCCGCACCCAUGCAAACUUUUCCGAUCCCUCUCGCGACUCUCGAUAUGAGCGUAUUUUUGCGAUUUUUUUUCCGGACUCCGAAGGCGAAUUAUACCUCGCAUACACGGCACUUCGGAAUUCGAGAUCUCUCACGAUUCUCUCUUACGAGCUGAAAGGAGAGAAGUGAAUUCCCGAUUGACUGCGCCUGCCUGCCAUUGGAUUUGCGCGAGUUAAACUCAAAAUACAAAGUCAAUCGCAGUGCCUGAAAUGUUACAAGAUUAAUGAUUCUGUGUAUCCGGCGAAAUUGUUGUCGCGAACGAUCAUAUCGUUUGCCGUGCGAUAAAUUAUAACGCUCAUAUAGAAUGUUGUUUGGCUGAACCAAGGUUUAACUCGGCGUCCGAAUGUCAGUUAGGACAGAUCGCGAUGUGCGCCGAUGAUAAUCACCGGAGGAUGAUUUGCGAAGACGUUUAUUAUAGUAUAGUUAUUGAUCGAUCGGAACAUCUUUAUUGUCAUCAUUAAUUACGUUGCGUUUGCCGUGCAACAAUCAGGCAGCUUGAUAAUCGCAAGAAUUGUCUGUCGAGAAUACCCUUUGAUCUAGGCGUGCGGAACUUGCUUUGACGAUUUUCAGAUAAACGACAUUCGCUUGAAUUUCUGAGAGAAGAGACAAAGUACCAUCACACACUUUCGAUGAUCGCCACUUACAAUUUAAUUAAUUAUAAUAAUCCGCAGUUGUCACCGUUUUUUGAAUCGUGUGUUGUAACGAUAAUUAAGGAAAUAAGAGAUCCAAGCGUUGAUGCCGAAUGAUCGAGUAAGUGUUUGGCUGUGCAAGAAGGAAGGCUGAGUAAGUUUGAAUAGGAAGGCUGUGAAUAGGAAGAGAAAGAAAAAAAAAGAGAGAGAAAGAGAAAACGCGAGCGAGAGUGAAAGGGCGAGAGGGUGUACAUGAGUGUCUGUGUGUAUGCAUGUGUGAGAGAGAAAGAUAAAGAUUCAGAUAUUAAUCGAAGUCAGCGAAAGUAUCCUGAUAUCCGCUACGUGUAUUGACGAAUUGACGGAUCAGUCUUGUAAUAGUCGUGAUAAACCGAGGACGAUUCGCCGAAUCGAUCGGAUCAGGCGGAUCGGCCGUUCUCAAUCAGCUCUGUUUUAAGAAAUAAUGGAAACAAAAAAAAAAAUGUUUCACGUACAACAUUCAUGGUCUACACGUGUCGGCCUACACGUGCCUCCCGACAACCUUAAAGACCUUGACUAUCGAGAGGGCGUCGUCGAACAAAAAGAAAAAAUAAAAUAAACAGAUUCGCAUACGAAUGUAGCUAAUUAUAUUGACACUUCGCUGCUUCGAAAAGCUGCAGUCUACCAUGUAUAUAUUUUCAAUAAUGUAUGUAUAAUAAAAUAUAUUCGAGACAAACUACCAAAA
Messenger RNA from Cataglyphis hispanica, 5909 nucleotides. RefSeq names its product F-box/LRR-repeat protein 20. Gene Ontology annotation, cellular component: SCF ubiquitin ligase complex. Gene Ontology annotation, molecular function: protein binding. Gene Ontology annotation, biological process: SCF-dependent proteasomal ubiquitin-dependent protein catabolic process. The transcript has 9 exons. Lineage: Eukaryota; Metazoa; Arthropoda; Insecta; Hymenoptera; Formicidae. The record is from RefSeq and is a predicted model, not a curated record. Bases 164 to 1714 code for a protein of 516 amino acids.